This is a messenger RNA of Vombatus ursinus (common wombat), 5305 nucleotides long. RefSeq names its product dual specificity phosphatase 16 (gene DUSP16). The transcript is spliced from 8 exons. The record is from RefSeq and is a predicted model, not a curated record. NCBI's taxonomy places the organism in Eukaryota, Metazoa, Chordata, Mammalia, Diprotodontia, Vombatidae. Gene Ontology annotation, cellular component: nucleus; cytoplasm. Gene Ontology annotation, biological process: negative regulation of MAPK cascade; protein dephosphorylation. Bases 529 to 2502 code for a protein of 657 amino acids. Gene Ontology annotation, molecular function: protein tyrosine/threonine phosphatase activity; MAP kinase tyrosine/serine/threonine phosphatase activity.
UGGCGGCGGCGGCUCCUCGGAAGGGGAAGAGCCCCCGGGAGACGGACGCGGGUGACAACUUUCGUUUCUUCCCCGGCGAGCGAGGGGAGCGCAAAAGAGAGGUGGGGGAAAAAUGGAUGACUGUCUGAAAACGAUUGCUCAUCAUGUGACAUAUGGCUCUCAAUCUAUUGUAAAGUUCUUGGUGAGAGGGUGCCAAGGUAAAAGAUGAUGUAAUGCAGGAGCAGCCCUAAAGCAUCUUUUGUUGGAAUUGUGAAAUGGUUACUCCAGUCAUUUCUUUAUGAAUCUAAUGUGAGGGGCCGCUUUGUGGAAUGAGCUUUUUGUAACAGCGAACCCACAGGAAAGAGAAAGAGACAUUCACUUGAAGGACUCUUGCUGCAAAUGGGUUUAAAUUUCAUUUUGCCAGUCGCUACCAGGCUGACCUCAUACAUCUUGGGUACAAUGGAGUGGCUAAGCCUUUGAGUACACAACCAUUACAUCAUCGUUGCCAAUUUUAAAAAAGGAGGUAAUAAAAGAGGACUUAUUGUUGACAUGGCUGAUGAGAUGACUGGGGCUCAAAUUGCUACUGAGAGGUUGGUGGCUCUGCUCGAAAGUGGAACAGAGAAAGUACUCCUAAUUGAUAGCCGGCCCUUUGUGGAAUACAAUACAUCCCACAUUUUGGAAGCCAUUAAUAUCAACUGCUCCAAGCUUAUGAAGCGAAGACUGCAACAGGACAAAGUGUUCAUUACAGAGCUGAUCCAGCACUCUGCAAAACAUAAGGUUGACAUUGAUUGCAAUUCAAAGGUGGUGGUGUAUGAUCAGAGCUCUCAAGAUGUCGCCUCUCUAGCUUCAGACUCUUUUCUGACUGUGCUCCUGGGUAAACUGGAGAAGAGCUUCACCUCUGUGCACUUACUUGCAGGUGGGUUUGACGAGUUCUCCCGUUGCUUCCCCGACCUCUGUGAAGGAAAAUCUUCUUUAGUGCCUACCUGCAUUUCCCAGCCCUGCUUACCUGUCACCAACACUGGGCCAACCCGAAUUCUUCCGAAUCUUUAUCUCGGCUGCCAGCGAGAUGUCCUCAACAAGGAGCUGAUGCAACAGAAUGGGAUUGGUUAUGUAUUAAAUGCCAGCAAUACCUGUCCAAAGCCUGACUUCAUCCCUGAGUCUCACUUCCUGCGAGUGCCUGUGAAUGACAGCUUUUGUGAGAAAAUUUUGCCAUGGUUAGACAAAUCGGUUGAUUUCAUUGAGAAAGCAAAAGCUUCUAACGGAUGCGUGUUGGUGCACUGCUUAGCUGGAAUUUCUCGCUCUGCCACAAUUGCUAUUGCCUACAUCAUGAAGAGGAUGGAUAUGUCCUUAGAUGAAGCCUACAGAUUUGUGAAAGAAAAAAGGCCAACUAUUUCUCCAAACUUCAAUUUUCUGGGCCAACUGCUAGACUAUGAGAAAAAGAUUAAGAACCAAACUGGAGCAUUGGGUACAAAAAGUAAGCUUAAACUUCUGCACCUAGAGAAAGCCAGUGAAUUUGUUGCACCCGCUUCAGAAGGAGCACAAAACAGUGAAACCUCUCUUAGUACCAACUCUGCUACCUCAGAUACAGUGGGGCAGAGGUCCAUGCACCCUGUGAGUUUUCCCGGCAUGCAGCUAGCAUCAUUUGAGGACAGUCCACUGGUACAGGGAAUCAAUGGACUCCACAUGUCUUCAGACACACUAGAAGACAACAAUAAACUCAAGCGUUCAUUCUCUCUGGACAUCAAAUCGAUUUCAUACUCCUCCAGUACGGCGGCAUCUUUGCAUAGCUUUCCCUCGUCAGAGGAUGCUCUGGAGUACUACAAACCUAGCGCUUUGGAUGGAAGCAGUAAGCUGUGCCAGUUCUCUCCAGUUCAGGAAGUGUCUGAACAGACUCCAGAGACCAGUCCAGACAAGGAGGAAGCCACCAUCCCUGAGAAGACCCAGUCUGCUUGGCAGUCAGAAAGCCAGACCAAGAGACUGCACCCUGGCAGAACCAGCAGUGGCAACGCUGCCCAGAGGCCCCUCCUGUCCCCACUGCACCGAAGUGGAAGCGUGGAGGACAACUACCGCACCCUGUUUGGCCUUUCUACAAGCCAGCAGCAUCUGGCCAAGUCCGCUGCUACGGUAGGCCUCAAGGGCUGGCACUCAGACAUCUUGGCUCCCCAGGCUUCCACCCCUUCCUUGACCAAUAGCUGGUACUUUGCCACUGAAUCCUCUCACUUCUACUCUACUUCCGCCAUCUAUGGGGGCAGUUCCAGGUACUCUGCCUGUAGUUGUAGCCAGCUGCCCACUUGCAGUGACCAGGCCUUUUCAGUACGCAGGCGGCAGAAGCCAAGUGACCGAGCCGACUCGAGGCGGAGCUGGCACGAGGAGAGCCCUUUUGAAAAGCAGCUGAAACGCAGAAGCUGCCAGAUGGAAUUUGGAGAAGGCAUAAUGUCAGAGAACAGGUCACGAGAAGAACUAGGGAAAGUAGGCAGCCAGUCAAGCUUUUCAGGUAGUAUGGAAAUUAUUGAAGUAUCCUGAGAAAACAUGGACCUGUGGACUUCUGGAGAUUUUUUUAUCUUCUUGUUUAAUGAAAAAAGAAAUUCCCUGUAAAUCUGAAAUAUAUGUAUGGACAUAGAUAUUUUUGGAAAGUGGGGCUUUGGUGUAAAAGCUGUUUUCUCUUACUCUAAUGUCUACUUGUGGGAGAGCAGCUAAUUUUUCUCCCAGUUAAAAGUGGAAGGGCAGAUGUUUAAGAUUUUUUUCCCCUGGACAGAUGAAGCAGUCGUAUGCGAUAAAUUGCACAUCCUCUUGUUCUUAUAAAAGAAAGCUUUAUUGGUGAUAGAGGACAGCACCAUUUCCAAGUUGUGCUACUAAUAAUUCUCAAAAGUUAGUCCUUUUACCCAAUUCUUUCACAGUGCACCUUAGCCCUGAAACUGAGCCAGCUUUGAGGUCAGGCGGGUAGACCCUGUUAGGGACAGAAACAUAGUUGUGAAUCCAGAAGAAAUAACUCACUGCAACAGAGGCCCAUCUGAACAUCAAAGCACAUCCAGUAAAACCAGUGACAGAAAAUAUCAUUCUAAUGGACAGGCCGUUAGGUGAUUUCCAAGAGCUGCUUUAUAAAGAGCAAAAACCAAGUACCUCAGAUAAUACAAUUAGGGCUUUUACUGCUACCCAUUUCUGGGAGCCGGUUUUGUAAGCAUUGUGAAUAGGUAGGUAGGUAGUCAUACUUUUAAGGGCAAUUUAAGCUGUCUAUGCACAAAUUUCCAGUUGGGCCUAGUUAUAAGUGGGUUUAAAAAAAAAAAGGUUUUAUUUCUCUGGCUUGGGAAGGAAAAGACUGAAAACCAUUUUGUAGUUCAUUUAAAUAGCUAGGAAUCAGGCACUCUACUGAUUUAAACAGUAAUUGGGUGGUUAGGCAAGUUGACUUCCAUCCAGCAAUUCCAAGUGGAAUUUUAAAAAGUGAGAUCACACUAACCAUUGUGUUUUCUUUAAAACCAAAUGUGCGUUUGGUGGCAACAGCAACGGCUUAGGUAUUCUCGGCCUAGCAGCACAUUUUCCACUGCUCCUAACACGAGUUUAGUCACCAUGCAAUCCGAAGGCAUAUUUUUUUUUUUAAACAGGAAAACUUAAAGCCGAAGAGGGAGAAAAACUAUGGGAGGAUUUACGGGGAGGAAAAGAGCUAAAGGAAAAGGAGAAUGUACCUCCUUCCCUGGAAGCAAUUCUUUUUUGGUAUAUGGUUCCUAUAGUGGUGUCUAUGCUUUCCUCAGUUAGACUCUCAGAUUUACCAGUAAUGUAGGGGCUAGAGUAAGCAGGGUCAAAACAUCAAGUAUAGGAAUGUCUGGGGAAUGUUGUCAUCGUCUCCUAACGGUGGCGCCAUAGCCGAUGGCCACCCGCAAGCAGCUCUCAAAAGCGAAUACACUUGGUUUUUUGGUAGCUGGAGCAAGAAGAAAGAGCACUCGGUCCUGAGCUGUAAUCACUGUAUGUAUGGCCAAUCACUCCAGGCAGCUGAAAAUAUAAAGUGACUAUGGCAAGUAUGUGAGGGAUAUUACUUACUUUUAAACUUUUUAAGCUUGAGUCUCAUCAGCUACAAUGUGGUCCUCAUUUGAAGCCUUAAUUCAUGUCAGCAACUUGGUUUUUUUGUUCUAUUUUGUUUUGUUUGUUCUUUUUAUCCUCUUCAAGGGUAGCUAGUUGCUGACUCAAAUCUCAGGUUUUUUAUAUGGUGAGAAAUGAACAGGUCUUUUUUGACCAGGAUGUGACUUACAUUUCCUGUGGUGACUGUAAAAAUCCAGCACAGAGCGGCAUAAUUCACAGAUGGCUGAACUUGAUCAUGAUGAGUGUGAGGGCUUCAUAAGCGCAAGUGGUGACCAGGUGUUGUAUGAGAAUGAAACGCAGGUAGAGGGGGGUAAACUGCUCAGUGUACUGCCAGCUGGUUUCUAUAUGUGCAGAGUUUGAAUAUUUGACAUAGACCCAUUCUCCAGGUUUUACACAGACAGACAUUCUAAACGUGUAAUAUUACUGUUCUCUCAAUACAUAUCAACUAUUUAACUGCUCAUUAUUCAGGUUAAUGAAUGGACACGAAUCAUUCAUUGAUAUGAAUAAUAUGUACAUGGACAAUCAGGUGUCCAAAUCCCAGUCUCAAUUGUCAGACUUCUUAAAUGUUAACAGUAGUUUCAACCUUACAGACUUUUCAGGAAGGUUUGUAGACUUUAUAUUUUAACAACAAUAAAAGCGUAUCAGCAGAAACCCAAAUCACAAACCUCUCCCUGGGGUUUCUCUUCAUGCAGCUCUGAUCUGGCGUCACACCAUAACCUACAGACCUAAUAGCUAAUGUCAAACCACCAGCUCUUCAGCGUUGAAAGUAUGGCCUUUUGGACCACUCGGACAACUUUAGGUGAUAUGGUUGGUACUCACACUCAAGAAUCCAUUCUUAGGGAAAGCCUUAGAGCCUGUUUAGUGCUAUACAAGAUGGUGAUUCAAAACAAAACAAAAUCAAAACAACAGCAAUAAAAAAUAACCAACUAGAAUUCUAUGAGAAAUGCUGGAAAUGGUUUUAGGACAUUGAUAAAAGUUAGGUGGACUGAUUAUGUACAUGUUGAAUAUGAACAUAACAUUCUUUGGGUGUAAGGCAAGCUACAUGGUUAAAAAUUGUGCAUUUCUCACUUUGUGUCAUGAACAUUAUUGUAUGUUAAUAUGAUGAAUAAAAUCAGAAUUGGUACCUGUUUAUAUGUAAAGUCAAAGAAAGGAGUUCUUUUUACAGCAGUAUCUUCUGUGUGUUGUACAACAAGGACUGAAUCACACCAUGUGAAUUCAAACCUUGCAACAGCCUUCAAGAUUGGUCUUCAAAACG